Molecule: messenger RNA, 971 nt
Organism: Capsaspora owczarzaki ATCC 30864
Lineage: Eukaryota; Filasterea; Ministeriida; Capsasporidae
Product: V-type H+ ATPase subunit E
Exons: 3
Coding region: 49-729 (226 amino acids)
Biological process (GO): proton transmembrane transport
Cellular component (GO): proton-transporting two-sector ATPase complex, catalytic domain
Molecular function (GO): proton-transporting ATPase activity, rotational mechanism
Source: RefSeq, a predicted model, not a curated record
UACAACUUCAGAUUCACUCAGUCCAGAAAUUCAAUUCAAAGCAAAAGGAUGGCAUUGAACGACGAGGAGGUUGACAAGCAAAUCAAGCACAUGGUUGCGUUCAUCAACCAGGAGGCCAACGAGAAGGCCACCGAGAUGAACUUCAAGGCCGAGGAAGAGUUCAACAUUGAGAAGGGGCGCCUCGUCCAGCAGGAGAAGAUCAAGAUCAGCGCCAUGUACGAGCGCAAGGAGAAGCAGGUCGACAUUCAAAAGAAAAUCUCGUACUCGAACGAGCUCAACCAGUCGCGUCUCCGCAUUCUGUCCGAGCGCGACAAGCACAUCCAGAGCAUCUUCAACGAGACCCAGCAGCAGCUCGCUGGCAUCUCAUCAAACCCCGACAAGUACCGCAAGCUGCUCGAGGGCUUGCUCGGCCAGGCCUUCCACCAGUUGCUUGAGGAGAACGUCACCGUCCGUGCUCGCAAGGUUGACAUUGCCCUCGUCGAGGCUGCCAUCCCCGCGGCCGUCAAGGAGUACGCUGUUUCCACCAAGAAGACCGUGAACGUCACUGUCGACAAGCAGAACUUUUUGGCUGCCGACAUUGCUGGAGGCGUUGAGGUCUCUGCUCGUGGUGGCAAGAUUAGCGUCGUCAACACCCUUGAGAACCGCCUCAAGCUCGUUUACAAGCAGAUGCUCCCAGAAAUCCGCUCGUCCAUGUUCGGCGAGUCCACCACCCGCAAGUUCUUUGAUUAAGAGUUUCUUUUUGUUGCUUUUCUCCCUCUUGGGUUCUGUCUUAAUUUUGUGUGGUCCUUUUUCUCUCUCUCUCUCUCUCUCGCUCUCUCUUUCUUCCUCUUGAUUGUUGAUUUUGUUCGUUACUGUGUGCAUUUCCUUGUAUCGUCAUGAAGGUUUUUUUUUUCUGUCUUUGUUCUUGAGUUGAUUCUCAAACCGGUCGUGCGUUUACAAUCAUUCAUCGGCAAAUCCCCAUUUCCCCCAUU